GGCAGCCCUUUGGAGCUCCGACUAGACCUGUCUCUACUUGUGACAGUGUGAGUCGCCCAAGAUGAAGGUCGCUCUACUCGCUUGCUUGGCUUUUUUGGCCUCCACAGCUCUGGCAGCUCCUGCCAUUUCCAGUGGGUCUUGCGCUCUGCACUGCACAAACCCAGUUUCCUUCGCUUACGAAACAGGGAAGAGUUAUGUGUACGACUACUCAGCUGAGACGUCAGCAUCCCUCCUUGGAGUUGCUGGGGAUGACGCCAAGAUGAAGAUCACCUCGGUUGCCCAUAUUGAUGUCUCUGGCCCCUGUGAAUACAUUCUGAGACUUUCCAAUGUCGUCUUAGAAGGUUCAUCUCAUACUGCAGAAUUUGCUGAAGCUUUAUCUAAGAACCCAUUGAAAUUCUCCUUCCAAGAUGGAAUGAUCGAAAAUAUUUGCAGUGAGGUUUCUGAGCCAAUGUGGGUCCUAAACAUCAAGAGGGGUCUUCUCUCUACUUUCCAAAACACCAUGACUUUCCAUGGUGAUGAGACUCUUCAGGAAAAGGACGUGUCAGGUGUUUGUGAAACCGAUUACAAGUCUGUCACUGAAGGCAACGUUGUCCAUGUUGAGAGGAUCACCAAUAUCAACUCAUGCAGUGAAAGACCCGAUUUUUCAACAUUCAUUACUUCUUCCAGUUAUAACACUGACUCGCUGAUUCAGAACAUUAACCUCUUGAAGACAACAAAUUUUUGCCACCAGAAGUUACAAGAUGACAUCAUGAUUAGCGCUGAGUGUGAGGAAAUUUACAAGGCUCGGCCAUUCGGAGAGGGACAAGAAGUGGCUAUGACCAAGGUCAAGACAACUUUAGUGUUAAAGUCGCAAGAACCAGUACCAGGGGUAUCAGACUUCGAGUUCUACCGUAAAUCUCUUGUUUAUGAGGAUGUCUUUGAGCCUGCUCCCGCUCAUGUUGAACUUGUGGAGAAAAUCCUGAAUGACCUUAUUACGUCGUCUCAUGAGGAAGUUAAAAAAGAAACACCUGCCCUUUUCUCCAAACUUGUGGAUGCUCUGAAAAACUUGGAUUACUCACAGCUGAGUCAAUUGCUAGGCAGUACCACCGAGCCUAAAACACAUAAAUUUUUGGUUGAUGCAAUGCCAUUAGUAGGAACUGCAUCUUCUAUGGCAGUUGUUAGAGAUUUAAUCAUUAAUGGCAAAUUGAAUAACAUUGAAAAGGACAUUUGGUUUACCUCUUUGGUGUUCAACAAACACCCAACUGUCGAAAUGCUGAACGCCAUUGCUCCACUCCUCAAGACAAACCCAAGCCAAAAAGCUUUCCUGGGAACCUCAGCCCUCAUCAACAACUUUUGCAAAUUGCAAAACACAUGUGAACAAGUACCUGUUGUCAAGGAGAUCAUUAAUAAUAUUGAAAUCGAGCUCGGUGCAGGAUGUCGAACCACAAAUGAAGAUGAAAGAGAAAAAGUCCUUGUCGCUUUGAAAGCUUUAGGAAAUGCUGGACACUGGGUAACUGCUAAAUCUGUUUUGGAAACUUGCUACUUGGAAGAAAAUGACAUGGAAAUUCGUGUUGCUGCUCUUGAUGCUUGGAGGCACACCCCUUGUGAAUAUGACCGUUCAAAUAUUUUGGCUCUAUUCCAAGAUGAAUCAUACGACCCAGAAUUGCGCAUUGCUGCUUAUCUUUCUCUUAUGUCCUGUCCAACUCCUUCAUUCAUUGAUAUUGUAAAAGAAAGGCUUAUCUCAGAAGGAGUCAACCAAGUAGGAUCCUUCAUUUGGACUCAUAUGACCAAUCUUCAAGAAUCGGCUGCCCCUGAAAAGCAAUGGAUGCAUCACAUGAUUGGGGAGGAACUCCUACAAAAGAAAUUCAGUUCAGAUGCUUUGCGAUUCUCCAGAAACUAUGAGUCAUCCUUUUUCAUGAAUGACUUGAACAUAGGAGCAUCAGUAGAAAGCAAUGUUAUUUUCAACACCAAGUCUUACCUUCCCCGUUCAGCUAUGCUUAACCUCACACUUGAUCUCUUUGGAGAAUCAAUUAACUUCUUUGAAAUUGGAGGCAGGAUUGAUGGUUUUGAAGCAUAUAUUGAACGUUUCUUUGGUUCCAAUGGAUAUUUCCCUGAAGAACACAUUGAACAAGUUCUGAGAACCAUGAGGUCAAAAUCAAAUGCUGAAUCAACCACACUGGAGGGCUUCUUGGACAAAAUAUCAGAUGAGCCUGAGGGAUCUUACUAUUUAAGACUUUUUGGAAAUGAUCUCCACUAUCACCAUUUCCAUGGAAUGGAAAACUUUUUAUCCUCCAGUACAUCAAGUCCUCUUGACCUUUUAUUGGAUCUCGUUAGACAAGGUAAGGUUGAUUAUACAAAAUCUUUCCAAAUAAUGGACUCCCACAUAAACAUUCCGACAAUAUCUGGUUUGCCAUUAAUUCUUGAUUCUAAAAUGACUGGUACCUUUGGACUGGAAAUGACAAGCAACUUCCAAGCAAAAGGUUUCUCAGACUUUAAUGUUCAGGGUCAUUUACAUCCUUCUGCUGCCUUAGAAUUUGAUGGCCUUAUGCUGAUCGAUGCCCAUUUAUCAAAAACUGGUGUGAAAAUGUGCACUACACUUCACACUUCCACACUUUUAGAUGGUAAAGUGCAAAUUCAAGAAGGAAAAGUGGUUGACAUAGCAAUCAACACUCCAAAAGAUAAAAUAGAAAUUUUUGAUGUUCAAGGGGAAUUCUUUUAUCUUACUGACGACCAUGAAGAAAAGAAAGAAACUGAAGGCAGAAAAUUGUUUGAUGGCUGUUCCUCAGACGUUCUUGGCUUGGCCAUCUGUGGAACCACUCAAGUCAGCCCACUUGGACCUUUUGCAGCUGAUGUCUACCUGAAAAAGACUGGAACGCAGACAGGUUAUAUUUUCCAGUUUAAGCAACAGUCAGAUAAGUUUGAACUUCUUGUGGAUACACCUGGGUCACUUGAGGAUCACAAAAUUGCCAUUACCAUUACUAAAGCACCAAACUCCAUUACUGCUGAUAUCUAUACACCAAUCAAGUCGGCAAAAGGAACAUUAGAAUACAUCUGGACAAACUCAAAUAAGAAGAUGAAAUGUGCUUUGAUCUUAGACAGUGGCGACACCUAUGCAAUUGAAACUAGUUUGCUGAAGACUGCAGAGGAUGUUACAGUCUUUGCACCAUCAAUUGUUCUAACAAUGCCUUAUGGUGAAAUUCUAAAUAUUCAAGGAAUUGUUAAAACAAAACUCGAUUAUUAUGACACAAAGAUAUUUACAAAAUUAAAUACUGUGUAUGAAAUGAGAGGUCAACAUACAUUCCAGCUAGAGGCUGAAGUCAUAAAAACGCUUACAGAUUCAAUGAGCACAUAUUCUCUUCGCGGAGCAAUAGAUCCAUCUCAGUACCCUGAAUUAAAAGCUUCAGUAGAUCUGACUUUCACAGAAGUUGAGCAUCAGCAAUACAAAACCGAGGUAAACGCAGUGAUUAAAGGCAAAACAUACAUGUUUGAAGGCAAGUUGCAAGACAACUCGGUACGAGGAAAGUUCAACGUUAUUGCUGAUGCAUCUAUUGUAGCACCGUCUCUUGAUAUAAAAGGAACACUAGGAAUAUAUGCAGAUUCAGAAAAGGCUAACACAAAUUUGCAUAUAUUAGCGAAUGGACAGAAUUAUGGCCUGAAAUUAGAGGGAACAAAAUCUUCUGUGUUGAUUGAGGCUAAUGUCAUCCGGCACAUCCUUCUUAACGCUUAUGUAUCUGAGAGCCCUGAAUUAAAGAAGUUACAUGUCACUGGUGAAUGGAACAAAGAUGUUGACCCAACAGCUUCAUUUUUGAUAGAGGGACAAAUAUCAGGAGCUUCAGCUAUGGCCCAUGUCAAGUUUCUUGAACAGGAGGCAACCUUCAAAUGCACAUUAUUAGAUAAUGCAAUAAACCUUGAAGGUAUUUGGAAUGGCAAAACAGCAACUGCUCUCAUAUCAUACUCUUUGGGUGAGACCAAGUCCAUAUCAGUUUUAGUUCAAACACCUUUUACUGGAUUAGAAAAACAAGAAGCAACUGUAUUAGUCACCUUGAAGAAUUACGAGAUUAACUCCCAGUUCACAGCUUCCUGGAAAAAUUCUCAGCAAAUAACUCUGAAUGUCGUCGGUAAGCUAGAGCCAGGAAGAACAAGCAAUGCCUUGCACUCUGAAAUCAUUUUCAGCAGCAGCUUACCUCACUUUGAACAUGUCAACUUAAAGCUAGAACAUGAAAUGAAAGAGGACUCUAUUAAGACAGAUUUACUUGCCACCUGGAACAAUUGGAAAAUCACAUCUGCCUUCCAACUUCUUCACAAUAGUGAUGGGAUUCAAUCUAACCUUUCCCUGGAUACUCCAUUCACUGAAAAGAUUCUUAUCAACUUGAACCAUGUUUUGAGUAAUAAUGAUCUUACUUCAAUUAUUGAAGCUAAAUAUGGUGAGAAAGUGGUCUCAGUCAAUAUCAAAGGUGUUGUUGUUCUUGGUCUUGAGCAAGACAUCAAUCUAACUUUGAAAAUUAAUAUUCCUUUAUCUUCAGUCUCUGAAAUUACUGCUCUUAUUAAUUACAAAUUCAACUGGCAACAACUUAGCCUUGACUUUGAAGGCAUUAUGCAGGACAAGAAAGCAAUGUUCCAUCUGAAUGGAGAAUUAUCAGUUGCUGAAUCAACACAACUUGUUGGAGAUCUUCGAUUCAUUACACCAUUUAACCACCCAGUCACAGCAACUCUUGAACAUGUCAGCAAUAUGGAGGAAUUAGAAACUAAAUUUGAGUUGACAAGAUUCUGGUCAAACUAUGGUAAUCUCAAAUUUCAUGCAAAAGGGAACAUGAAAUCUGCAAAUGACAUUGUCCUUUUAGCAGACUUCUUUACUCCUUCCACAAAGGCCUCUCUCUCAAUAAAUCACAAAGUGACUGACACCAAAAUGAUCUCUACCUUGGAUGUUCAUUUUAAUGCUGACAAAAUCACUGUUUAUCUCAAUGGACUACUUGAUGUUUCUAAAAGUCUGGCUAACAUGGAAGCAAUCAUCGGUUCUACAAUUAGUGGUCUGGAUGACCUGAAGGUUACUAUUGACACCUCAAAAAAUGGAAAGGACAGAAUAACUAAGAUGAUCUUUACUAAAAUGGAACAGUCUGUUACUAUUGACCAUGUUAUAUCUGUUACUGAUAUCUGGAACUGGGAGAACACAUUCACCAUCAAUAGAAUGUAUAAGCUUAAAAAUGUACAUUCAUAUUCUGGAACUCUUUCCAAACACGAUAUGGAAUGGCAAUGGGACACAAAAUCUGUUCAUCUUGACAUAAUAUUUGAUAACAAGAGCAGUGGAAAUGUGAAUAAAUUUGAUACUGUUGUCACACUGGAAACACCUUGGACUGGGACUGAAGAAAUUAAAGCAGAAGUUCACCAUGAAGAUGAUGGAGUUCAAUACAAACCUGUAGUUAUCCUGGAAUAUGUACCUGGACGUAAAUUGGAACUUGAAACUCUUAUUGUUUUUGGCAAAGUCUUUUCGUAUGAAUCUAUCUUAAGAACUCCAUUCAUGGAAACAUUAGCUUACAAGAUGAAGCUAGAUUUAUCACCAAGAAAGAUCGCACAUCUGAUUCUCAGCUUGGGUGAAAAACAUAUCACCCUUGAUGUUACUGGUGAACUACACAAUGGAAAAAUGGAUAGCAGUUUAAACAUCCAAUCAACCUUCCUCAAUUUUCCAGUUACUGCUGCAGCUUCUUAUGACUUCAUUUCAUCUGAGAAAAAUAUUCAUCUUAUAGCCACUUAUGGGAAAAAGUUUGAAAUUACAGGAUUGCUCACUGGUUCCAUUAAUGAAGGAAACUGGUCAUUAAUAGCUGAUAUCCCACUGGAUGUUUUGCAACAUAUUGAAUUGACUGGUAAAUGGGUUUAUAAUACCAGUAAGGUAAACAUUGAAGUUAACUCUCAUGUUACUUCAUUUGAAAACAUGACUUUUGAAGUUAUGUAUGAUGUAAAUGAGAAAAAUGGAGAAGCCAAGAUGACUUAUGGUACAAAAGCAAUUCAUCUUACAGGGAAAUAUGAGGCAGAGACAAUCGCGCUUGAAGUUGUUACUCCAUUCAACGGAUGGGAGAAAAUGAAGGUUUCCUUAUUCCUAAGUGAAACUGCAGUUAAUGCUUUUGUAUCUAAAAAUGACAAAAUAAUUUCUGUCAAAGGAUCACUGCAUGUUAAACUAGAGAAAGGAACCAUCAACCUAGCCAUCAACACUCCUUUCACAGGCUAUGAAGAAAUUUCAGCUACCAUUGUAUAUUCUCUGAGAGGACCAGUGAAGCAAAUUAAGCUAGAUUCAACUUUUGCCACUGGUCAGAUUUCUCUUUUGGGUGUCAUUGACCUUUCCAAAGAUUUGUCUCCUAUGAUGAAGCUAGAAGUCACCACACCAUUUGAAGUUGUCAAGAAGAUUGGAGGAGAAGCCACCUGGGACUUAAGUCACACCAUGAAAACAGCAGUCAUUAAAGCUCACAGGAAUGAUCAUCAUUAUCACUGGCAGUUAGAGGUAUCUUCAGAAGCUCUCUCAAAAGUCCAUAUUAAAUCAGAAAUAACCACUCCUUUUGAGGGAUGGACAAAUGUUCUUCUUCAAGGUAACACUGAUUUAACAAAAAUGCCUUACAGCUUUAAAUUUGCUUUGGAUAAAGAAGGAGCUGUUCAUGAAGUCGAAGGAAACUUCAAUCUUGAAAAUAAUGCAAUUGCUGCUCAACUAAUGACCCCAAUUCCUGGAUUGGAGGUUAUAGAUCUUUCAGGUACAUUUAGCUGGGAAGAAAAUCACUUCACUGGAAAUUUUGAAGCUACAAAAUCUGGAGACAAAUUCCACCUUACCACUGACAUUCUUCUUAACACAUCCAAGCCCAAACUUCAUAUCAUUUUAGAAACCCCUAUUCCCACUAUAUCUAAAGUGGAACUUGUAUUUGAUUCUAAUCUGGUUGACAGCCAUAAAAGCUUACUUUUCACCUUCACCCUGAAUGGCACAGUCUAUUCUCUUAACUUUGAAGGAGAAAUGGUGCACAAAAAUGGUUAUGUUAAAAUCCUGGUCCAGUCACCAAUUACUGGAUUCAGUGCCGUUGACAUUCAUGCUAAAUAUGAUUUAACAAGGGAUAUUAAAACUGCUGAAGCUGAUUUUAAGAUAGAAGAUGAUUCCAAACACUUUUAUCUUAAGACCAGUGUCCAAAAGAACAACUUCCACAUAGAGAUUCAUACACCAUUCAAAGGUUUUGAGUUAAUCAAGAUGAUUGGCGACUACUCUGCACAAAAUGAUAAACAUACAGUUCUAGCAUCAUUUGAGAAAGAUCAUAUGAAAUAUGAUUACAAUGCAGAUGUUACCAUCACUGACUACAGUGUAUCAAUUGGAUUUUCAACUCCAAUGGAAAUGAUCAAGAAUGUAGUUGUAAACUUGAAAUAUGAACUUUACAAGAAUGGCAUUGAAAGCAUGCUUCACUUCAAAAGGAAUGAGGAAAUUUAUGAAAUGAAAACUCGUGCAAUCUUCACUCCCAUGAAAUCUGAACUUUUGGUAGGAGUAAAAACUCCAUUUGCUAACUGGGAGAAACUCAGUCUUGAUGUCAAAUAUGACAUUCUCUCUGAAAUGAAAUUAGCCUCAUUAUUCAUUCAAAAAGGUAGUUUUGAAAAGACAAUUACUGUUGAAGGAGAAUAUACAAUGAAUUCAGGAGCUAUAAAAUUACAUGUUCCUAUACAAGGAUAUGAAGUUCUCGGAGCUUCAUACACUCUGAACUUGAAAGAUCACAAUAGGAAACUAGAAGCUAGUUUAAAAAUGUAUAUGAAUUCCAAUGAAUGGAACUUCAGUGUUCAUGGAGAAUAUGCUCCCAAUAAGAUCACCAUUAUGUUCCAAACUCCAUUUGACGCUGUUAAAUCGAUAAUUGUAGAUGGAAACAUUGAAUUCAACGAGAAAUCUGGGUACCUAAACAUUGAACUAGGUACAUAUAAAUUUAAUGUUCAAUUAUCAUAUGCAGUGAAUGACAUAGUCAUUCAACUUACAACACCAUUUGAUAUCUUAAAGCUCAUCUACUUUGGAUUCACUUACCACUGGACAGAAAGCCAGAAAGAUGCUACACUAACAGUAACUUACAAUGAAAAUAAUUACGUACUUCAAGGAAUUCUGAAUCUAUCCCCACGCACUUCAGAAGUUUCUUUGCAGGCUACUUCUCCAGUUCCUGGUUUCGGUAAUGUUGCUAUGAUGAUCAAAUACGAUAUAGACAACCUUAAUGAAAUCAUUAUGUCUAAAAUGACAACUGACCAGUAUGAAUACUUCUUCAAACUUGGAGCAGGUACUGAAGGCACGCAAGCUCAUCUUAAUUGGGACUUCACUUCUACCUUUUCUGGAUGGAAUCAUGUCCAAUUCCUUGCUAAUGUAAACUGGUCUCCAGAUCAAAGGACUUUCGAAAUAUCUCUUGGAAAAGGUGACAACCUGAAAGCUAUAUCCAUUUCUGGACAUUUAACAGGAUUCUCUGAGGGCUCACUUAAUAUCCACACUCCAUUCAUCGGUAUGGAAAAAAUGGGUGGCCAUUUCAAAUUUGUACCAGGAGAAAAAUUAGUAGGAAAGCUGGAUUUACAUCUCCCUUUCUACCUGAUCCCUAAAAUUGAAGGAGAAGUGAAACUCGAUCUUAAUGGAAAAAUUAAUGGUGAUGCACAUUUAAAUAUUGCAGGAGAGCUAUAUACCAUGAAGUGCAAUCUUGUCGGCUCAUCCUUUGAAGAAGGAUACAGUGGGACUUUGAUGAUCUAUACUCCAAUUCAUGAUCUGUCCAGAAUUGUUUUGAACGGAAACAUUUUCAUUAAAGCCUUGAAUUCUUUGCAGGCUCACAUGAAGAUUGAAUUACCAUCUGGUGUUUAUGAAUUAGAUUUAAAAGGUGAUUUUGCUUUAGGAGAGUCUUCCUUCCUACUUGACUUGGACACAACAGUUAUGAAUGUGAACAGAAAACUGACUGUUGAUGCAAAGUACCCAUCCCUUAAAGAUUUAGAAGUGACUUGUAUCACUGUUCUUGAAUCUAGGAUACAUAAGAUUCAUGGCAAAUUUAACGUUGCUACCAGCCACACUGAGGGAGCCUUGGUAUUUGAUUCACCUAUUAUUGAAGGUUCAAGACAGAUUUCUUUUGAUAUCACAUUUCCUAGUGAGACAAAUCAACAUGUUUCUCUCGCUGUAACUCUAGUUGCAUCUGCACAGCAUUCAUUCAAAUUGGAACUGAACCUAAUGAAUGGGGUUGAGUUCCUUUUCAAAGCAGAUUCUCCACUUUUCGAAACAUUUUCUGUAGUCUGCAAAGCCAGUACUGAUACAGCUGUGGUCAUGAUUGAAACCCCAUCUGGAGUCCACAAGAUUCAAGCUUCCUGGAGACUGACCUACAAAAUGCCAGCUGAUUAUCUUCUGUCAUUAGAAACCUCAUCGCCACUGCUGCCUAGUGACUUUGUAAUCAAUACCCUCCUUAAUGGUGACAAAUCCAGCAUGAAUUUCAAAACAGAACUGAUGGUUGGUGGUGAGAAAAACGUGAUUGAAGGUUCAUAUUCCUUGGCUAAAAAUGCUAUUGACUUUUCACUCAAUGUGGAAUCUCCUCCAAUGAACAUUAACAAAGCAACUUUAGCAGCAGUAAUGGCCUUCACAAGUACAGUUAAAAUGCAGAUCACAGGUACCUUUAAUGGAGAAGUAAACACCUUUGACUUGGUUUAUGAGAAGGAAACCAGGAAUUUCCAUGUAGAAAUUACUUCUCCUUUCAUUCCUACUGGAAUGGCUCGAGGGGAAGGUCAAAUAACAGGUGAAAUGCUGAAAGAUAUGAAGAUCAAGAUGGCGCUCCUGAACAAUGAACAGACCAUAUCUGGGGUCAUAAACAUGAAAGCUUUGUCUCAAGAUGACAUGAAGAUUAAUGUUGUCAUUACCACACCAUUCACAGGAUACAAGAAGAUGAAGUUUGGGGCCCAGUACAUGAAAAAUGAAGAGACAAAGAUUGUCUUCUUUGUUGAUAAACCCGUUAAGUUUAAUACUGAGGUUCUCCUUAAAAACACCGAAAAAGAGGUCCGCGUAUUUCUGAAUGUCGAAACACCAAUUGAAGACUUGAAGAAAAUUGAGGGAGAAAUGAGGAUUCCAUUCAACGCCGUUGCCCCCAAGAUUUCUGCCGAUGUGGUGAUUGGAGGUGCCAGAUAUGGCGGUCAUUUCACACUCAGGACUAAGGCUCCAUUUGAAUUGGGAGCUGGAUAUAAGUUUGCAGAGAAAUCACACAGCUUCCAUAUCAAAACUGAUUCUUCUUUCUUCUCUAUGUUUGCAUAAAGGCUUAACGAACCUUACGUGUAAAAUGCCUGGAGGCAUUUUGCCAUAUUGCUAACUGUGCCGAAUUUGAAGAUCUAUGGAACAAGAAAAUAAAUUUUAUACUUUACACAUACAAACCCCCCUGUUUGUAAAUAAACGAAUAAUAAAUUUGCCAGAUAUGUA
Molecule: messenger RNA, 10396 nt
Organism: Macrobrachium nipponense
Lineage: Eukaryota; Metazoa; Arthropoda; Malacostraca; Decapoda; Palaemonidae
Exons: 10
Coding region: 62-10234 (3390 amino acids)
Biological process (GO): lipid transport
Molecular function (GO): lipid carrier activity
Source: RefSeq, a predicted model, not a curated record